GAUAGAGGUUCCGUGCGGAUCUUUCGCGACAUAUACUAUCAGCACCGGUUACUAUUGCUUCUAGACAUAAAAUAUAUUCCGUCGGAGGAGGCUGUAGGCUGAGGGUGCGGGUUUGACGUCUAUAAUGGGAUGGUUGCCGCGGUGACGGAUUAACCAGAGGAAGCGAUAUCGGCCUCUUCAGUGGCAGAAUUACGGCUCUAAAGAUUAAUUUUCGAAGAACCAUAAAACGGGCAAUUCGGUGACACUGUCACCGAGCAGUGUAGCUCGAUAACUCGGCAAAGGAACUAAGCUAAAAAGGCUCCGGUUUGGGACGCGACAUAGACGGUACUCGGGGUGAACGGCACAGAAGCAACUGGCAAUUCUCCUUACACCUCCACAAAUGAUCAGACCAAAUUCAGGAAGCGGUGAAUACGAGUGGUAACAGUGGCCGCUUUGGGAUGUCGCCAAGUAUCAGUGGGCACAGAGGAGGUGCUGCUGUUGGGAUCGUAUCUAUGGACAGAAGAGAUGACUAGAAACGCAGACCAAGAAACCCGUUUGGUUCUACUUUUGUAUCGCUAAUCAACAUCUAUUAUAAUGGAACUACAAGGAAAGAUUGAUUCCUCUAGAAACGGACUUGCACGUUCGGUGCCCAUCCAGCGAAAAUAUCAUUAGCAGUAAAUGCAGGAGAUUUAAAUGCGUGUGAAUUAUUAAAUUAAUAAGCUAUAUGAUGGAGACUUCAGUUUUCCCUGUUCAUUUGUUGCUGUUUCCCUUACUGCUACCACGGUUCCAUCUUACGUUUAGAGAUUGAGAUCUUUCAUUUUUCAGCCACUUUAUUUGCCGAAUUAACUGAAUUCACUCGGCAACUACAGGAAAGUUCGAGUUAUCGGUAUGCUUACACUGAUAACAUGUUGUACCCAACCGUAGGUCUUACACCUUCAAAAAUAAAGCCUUUUCAUCCAAAACCAUUGACCUGGCUCAUAUUUCGCCCUGCGCGAGGAGAAAGGCACGGAACAGGACAAAGCAGUGCUGGAACGGCAAAACCUUAAGAACUAAUUUCUUUAGCCCGUUUUAUUCUGUUGAUGGCAGGUGAAGAGAGUUCUGUGAGUGAAAUACAAUAGAAAACAGAGCGGACGCGUCUGCACAGAUAACCUCCCGGAACGGUACAGGCUGGGGGAAAGUGGUGGUCCUUGUGAAACACAGACACGUACAGAAGGGGGGACAAAAAGCCAUCGAGAUCCGAUUAACUGAAAAGGUGAGAUCCAAAUUAACUGACCAUUAACAGGGGUGUAGACGCAUGAUCACGACAUUAACGACAACGUUUAUUUAAAGAAUUGACACCCAAUUUCUUUGGGUAUCCCGUUUAACCAGGGGGAUUUUUUUUGUUUGAUCAAUAUUUAGCAAACAGGUGCCCACAAAAUAAUAAUCGUAAAAACAGAAAGAGGACGACGACAACGAACAUUUCAGUGCCCCGUUAAGGAUCAUGGAGGGCGAUCGGGACAUGCACCGCCAGUUUCAGGAUUGGUGUCUCAGGACAUAUGGGGAUUCCGGGAAGACAAAGACGGUGACCCGUAAAAAAUACGACCGGAUUGUACAGCUCCUGAAUGGAUCCGAGUCCAACUCAUCAGACAAUGCAAAGUUUAAAUUUUGGGUCAAAUCUAAAGGAUUCCAGCUUGGCGUUCCAGAUGAUAUCAUUGGAGGAGAAAAACAAGUGCUCUUCGUUCCAGUUAAAACAACGGAUGGUGUGGGAGUGGAUGAAAAAGUUUCCUUGAGGCAAGUUGCUGUGGUGGAGGAUUUCUUUGACAUUAUUUACUCCAUGCACGUCGAGAAUGGAACCAACGGAGAGAAAACGCGGAAGCACGCUGGGCAAAAGAGAACGUACAAGGCGAUUUCAGAAACCUAUGCAUUUCUGCCACGAGAAGCGGUGACAAGGUUUCUCAUGAGCUGUUCUGAAUGCCAGAAGAGAAUGCAUUUGAACCCAGAUGGAGGAGAACACAAAGAAAACGGAAAGCCUCCCGCGUUAGUCACCAGCAUAAUCGACUACAACAUGCCAAUUACCAUGGCCUACAUGAAGCACAUGAAGCUACAACUGUUGAAUUCCCAUAAUGACGAGGAGGGCAGCUCUCUGGACAGCGAUGAAUAUGACAUGAGUGACUCCACCAGGAUGUCAACAGUGAACUCUGACCUGAGCUCCACCGUGGAGGAGAGGAUGAGCAGUCCGCAGAACCCGCAUGCACAGCCAGACGAUGACUCACUAGCAGAUCGGGUCAACGGCAACGACAGCGUGACUUAUGGCCAGGCAACAGCAGGGGUUAACCACAGUCAAGAAGCCCCGAGUGCCAUCGCUAACUGCAAAGCAACUCUGGAGCAGCACGAGCAGCCUUCGAACCCCCAUGACUGCCCCCUGGUGGCUGCAGGCCCCACAGAGAACCACACCACCGACGGCAGGAGCAAGUACAAGAUCAUCGCGUUCCAGGACACAAAGGCGGAGCCUAGAGAGAAUGGCAGUAAGUCUCCCACGCACAGCUACUCCAGCUAUGAGUCGGGGAAGAAUGAGGGCGGAGGGGAGGAGGCCCUGUCUCUUGCCCGAGCUGCUGAUGAUGAUGAUGAGGAGGACCAGGAGGACCAGGACGACUGUGACAAGGGCAUGGAGGUGGAAGGGAUAGAGGCAGAGCGGCUCAAGGCUUUCAAUAUGUUUGUCAGGCUGUUUGUAGAUGAGAACUUGGACCGCACGGUCCCCAUUUCUAAGCAGCCCAAAGAAAAGGUCCAGGCUAUCAUUGAGUCAUGUAGGCGCCAGUUCCCACAGUAUCAGGAACGCGCCCGGAAACGUAUCCGCACUUACCUGAAGUCCUGCAGGAGGCUGAAAAGGAGUGAGUUUGAUGCGUCACGGCCAAUCCCAUCACAUCUGACCUCUGUGGCGGCAGAAAAUAUCCUGGCUUCGGCCUGCGAGAGUGAAAGCAGGAACGCCGCCAAGAGAAUGCGGCUAGACAGACCACAGGAUGAAGAGGUUUCUUCUGAGAAACAGUAUAAACAAGACGUAGCCCCUGCCACUUUCCCAGCCUCCGCUGGUCCCACUACGCAGGAGGUGCUGUACAUCAACGGUAAUGGAACCUACAGUUGCCAUAGUUACGACGGGUUGGGGGGAGGACCACUGAACCUCACUGAAGCUGCCAGCAGUGGCCCCACAGAUCUCAGUAUGAAGAAACAGCUGGCGUCCAGCUCCGGCUCCUCCAGCAACUCCAGCGCACGGCCCCAGCUCAACUCCACGGAGAUGAAUGCAGUCAGGCAGCUCAUCGCCGGCUACCGCGAGUCCGCGGCCUUCUUGCUGCGUUCGGCAGACGAACUGGAGAGCCUCAUCCUACAGCAAAACUGACCUCGUAAAACCCUUUUUGUCCUGGCAAACAGGGUUCGGCCUCCAUACCUUUUGCUUUAUUGUCAAUGGAUUUAUAUCAUCUCAUCUUUAAUAAGAUUUAUUUUGUUUUGGAUGGCUGACCCCUGUUUGCCAGCCAUAGCAAACCUACCCUUAUUGACAAAGCAGCGUCUAGCCACGGACUGUUUUGAAACCCCAAACAGGUAAUGAAAUCAGGUAAUGGU
Messenger RNA from Megalops cyprinoides (Indo-Pacific tarpon), 3570 nucleotides. Its product is annotated as nucleolar protein 4-like. Lineage: Eukaryota; Metazoa; Chordata; Actinopteri; Elopiformes; Megalopidae. Bases 1460 to 3349 code for a protein of 629 amino acids. The transcript has 11 exons. The record is from RefSeq and is a predicted model, not a curated record.